Molecule: messenger RNA, 4489 nt
Organism: Thamnophis elegans (Western terrestrial garter snake)
Lineage: Eukaryota; Metazoa; Chordata; Lepidosauria; Squamata; Natricidae
Gene: ASAP3
Product: ArfGAP with SH3 domain, ankyrin repeat and PH domain 3
Exons: 26
Coding region: 370-3384 (1004 amino acids)
Biological process (GO): cell migration; positive regulation of GTPase activity
Cellular component (GO): focal adhesion; cytoplasm
Molecular function (GO): GTPase activator activity; protein binding
Source: RefSeq, a predicted model, not a curated record
AACUUCCAAACGCGCUUGGAGGCGCCUCGAGUCCAUUGGCGCACCGGAGCGGAGCCGGAGCGAGGGAUGUGAAGCAACGCCGAGCCGCUUUGGAGGGGUCUCCUUAACCGCUCGGACCAACGGGGGAGGCUUCGUAGCCCUCUUUUUUUUUUGCAACCAAGGGUGACUUGACUCCCCCUCUCCCCUCCCUACCAGCUCCCCAACCAACCCCCCCCCCGGACUCCUUCCUAUGCCCCGGUGGCGUCGCCCCCUCCCCAGCCUUGGGUGACUUUCUCCCACCCCGCCUCCCCUUCCUUCGGGCUCAGCAGCACCUCCUCCGAUCGCACCGGGCGACCUUCCUCCCCCCCCCCCCCGCCCCUUCGCUCCAACAUGCCCGAACAGCUCAGCGUCUCGGAGUUCGUGGCCGCCACUUCGGAGGAUCUCAGCUCGCCGCUGGCGUCCGGCUUCGCCGCCAAGAUGCAGAAGUGCCGGGGCUCAGUGGGGGCGCUGGAAGAGAGUUUGGAUGGAGACCAAGCCAUUCUUCAGCGGAUCAGGAAAUACGUGAAAGCGAUUCAUGUUUCUGGACUCACUCACGUGGAGAACGAGGAACAAUACAGCGAAACUCUGGAGAACUUUGGCAAUAACCAUCUGUCUCAGAACAACCAUGAACUUUCCACCGGCUUCCUCAACCUCGCUGUUUUCACCAGGGAAGUGACUGCGCUUUUCAAAAACCUGGUGCAGAAUCUGAACAACAUAGUCUCUUUUCCUCUGGACAAUCUGUUGAAAGGACAGUUGAAGGACACCCGGCUGGAUUCCAAGAAGCAAAUUGAAAAGGCUUGGAAGGAUUACGAGACCAAAGUAGCAAAGCUGGAGAAGGAGAAGGAGCGAGCCAAGAUAUCGGGAGUCAUCCAGACAGAACCUUCGGCCGCCGAGAUCACAGAGGACCUGCAGAAGGAACGCCGCACUUUCCAGCUGCAGAUGUGCGAGUAUCUUCUGAAAGCCAACGAAUGCCAAAUGAAGCAAGGGCCAGAUUUUCUGCAGAGCCUCAUCAAGUUUUAUCAUGCACAACAUAAUUUCUUCCAAGACGGCUGGAAGGCAUCUCAGAACCUCUACCCGUUCAUCGAAAAACUAGCCGUCUCUUUACAUGCGCUUCGUCAGGCCAAGGAAGAAGAGGUGAAACAGCUUACUCGGAUCCGUGAUUCCCUCCGAGGCAUCCUGCAGCUGGAGAACAAAGGGGAGAACCUCAACAGGAAGAACUCUGGCAGUGGAUACAGCAUCCAUCAGCAUCAAGGCAAUAAACAGUACGGGACUGAGAAGUCUGGCUUCUUGUAUAAGAAAAGUGAUGGAAUUCGGAAGGUGUGGCAGAAGAGAAAGUGUGGGGUGAAAUACGGAUGUCUCACUAUUUCUCACAGCACAAUAAACCGUCCUCCAGUAAAGUUAAAUCUCUUGACUUGCCAAGUGAGGCCGCAUCCGGAGGAUAAAAAGUCCUUUGAUCUUGUGACACAUAACAGAACAUACCACUUCCAAGCCGAAGAAGAGCAAGACUGUGUCGUGUGGGUAUCAGUGCUCCAGAAUAGUAAGGACGAAGCCCUUAGCAAUGCUUUCAAGGGGGACCCAGCAGGCUCCGUAUCCUCAUCUGGAGGCGUGGCUGACAGUGGAUUGCAAGAACUCGCCAAGCUCAUCAUCGAUGAAGUGAAAAACAUGCCAGGAAAUCGAUGGUGCUGUGAUUGUGGAGCCCCAGAUCCCACCUGGCUUUCCACCAACCUUGGCAUCUUGACAUGUAUUGAGUGCUCGGGGAUUCACCGUGAACUAGGGGUGCACUAUUCCCGCAUCCAAUCUUUGACACUAGAUGUGCUCAGCACGUCGGAAUUGUUGCUGGCAGUCAGCAUUGGAAACGCCAAGUUUAAUGAAGUCAUGGAAGCCACCUUGCCAAUCCAGAACAGCCCCAAACCUUCCUUGAGCAGCGAUAUGAAUACCAGGAAGGAAUUCAUCAUGGCAAAGUAUAUGGAACGCAAGUAUGUCCACAAAGUUACCAAGGAAGAUCCUUACCGAGUCUGGGAAGCUAUCCGAAGCAGGGAUCUCUUGGCACUGCUCCAGGCUUUUGCUGAAGGCCACGAUCUGUCCAAACCUCUCGUGAGUCCUGAAGGUCAGGAACAAGGUGAACCAGCCUUGCAUUGGGCAGUACGCUAUGCCAACAAAACCUCCCUUCCAUUGGUGGAUUUCAUUAUUCAGAAUGGGGGAAAUCUGGACCGACCCACUGCGGAUGGGAACACAGCCUUACAUUACGGAGUCCAGUAUAAUCAGCCCAAUUGCAUCAAGUUGUUACUGAAAGGGAAAGCUUCUACAAAGGCAGUAAAUGCAGCGGGUGAAACACCUCUCGAUAUGGCACGAAGAUUCAAGAAUGCUGAGUGCAAAGACUUGCUGGAGCAGGCCCAGGCUGGGAAGUUGGCUAUGCAGAUCCAUGUGGACUACGACUGGGAAACGUCUCAGGAGUUCUCAUACGACAGCGAAGAUGAGCUGGAUGAAAAGAUUAGCCCACUGCAACGAUCUUUUGGGUCUUCACCAUCUCCCACCACCGGCCAGCCCAUUCUCUUCUCUCCAAAUCGGUGGGGCUGCUCUGGCAUGGAUAUCAGCAACAAGACCUACGAGACCAUCGUGAUCCCUUCGCAGCCUGGUCAACGAAACUCUGCCACUGAGAAGACCCCACCGCCACUGCCACUCAAGAAGCCUCCGAAAGGGAGCAGCAAAUCAAAACCAGAUGCCUCUGAAUCGCUACCCCAUUCGCCAGACAGCCCUGACGUUUGGAACUCAUCCCUUUCCAGCAUCCCCAGUGUGUUGGAGGGUGGCCCAUUCUGGCAAUCAGCCAACGUCCGUAACUCUAUGGAAGUCAAAGCCACAGCCUAUUGGGAGACCUGCUCCGAUGUCGGCGGUGCCUCUCAACGGCGAAGAUCAGAGCCUACUCAGAUGAUAGCUCUGCAGCCUUCCCCUGGGACCUCUCCGGAACCAGGACAAACACCCCCAGUCAGGUUCAGCUCAGAGAGCACCAGGUCCUAUCGACGGAUCAGUAGUAGCAGCUCGAUGGGUAAAUAUUCCAGCAGCCCUCUCUCCCCGCAGAGCCCUUGUUGCCCGGAUGAAGUGUCUUUAUGCAAAACUGCGAUGCCAGGGCCGACACCUCUGCCUGUGCCAACGCCAAGAAGAUUUGCACCAGCCAAAGGACGGUUAAAUCGAGUCAAGGCUUUGGCUGACUGCAAAGGGGACAAGGCCCGCGAGUUGACUUUCUCCAAGGGCGAAGUCAUCGUAGUAACACGGGAAGAGGAUGAGCAAAAUUGGGUUGGAUUCAUUGCAGGUGAUGGCACAAGGACAGGUGUCUUUCCUUCCAACUUCGUCCAGCCGUUGCAAGACUGAGUGGACCCAGUUUGGUCUUCUCUAAACAGAUGAGGCAGCAUGAUCUGCUCUGGAGACGGACAAAGUGUGGAGGGGGCUUUGCUGGAUCUCCAUAGAGCUCCAUGGUCUUCAUGGGAUGUCAUUUCCUUAUUCAGUUCCAUGAUAAUGUUGCUAGGAAGAGAUGAUGGAAUCUGGCUUUUGAGACUCUUUUUUCUUUUUGUAAACAGAAAGGGGGAGGGACCAUGGACAAAGGACCUAUAUGUCAAUGUGACUCGAUGGACCUCUUUUUGUCCCUUCAAUUGUGGAGGGAAGUAUGUCACCUUCGUUGUAUAACGUAGACGCUCUACCACGAAAUCACCUCUAUUUUGCCACUGGAUCUCAUUCAGAUCGUCCUGUGCCCAUUUUGAGCCAUGGAGGAAUGGAUCCAAUUUCUUCAGUGCAACCACUUGAUUUAAUACCAGUCUCAGUUUCCAUGUCAACAACCAAGAGGGAGCAGAAGCAUUUAGAAAGUAGUUUUCCAGGGGUGGGGGUGGGGGGUUGGAAAUGGCAAGGAAUCAAUGCUGAAGAUUGUAUGGGAAGCCUUGGGCGGGAGGUUGGGCAGGGCUGCUGUUAAUCCUUGCUCCAAUGGUAUGAGUCACCUUCGUGUUUUGUUCAUGGGGAAACAAUUCCCCUAUUGCAGAAUAUACGAUUCUCUGCGAUAGAAGAUUCUGGAUUUUGUCUCGGUCUGGUUGUUAUUAACUCAAGCUGAAUGGAUCGUCACUCACCCAAGGAUCGCCAUUUUGUUUCCUCAGAAUCUGUCUCCCUUCUAGGACUUUUCUCUAAACAACUUCAUUAAAAAGAGAACCUCACCUUGUUGGGUAAAAAUCCCCUCUGUGCAAAGUUGUUUUAAAAAUACUGCAGGCAAGAACUUAGUGUCUGAAAGGGGUUAGGGUCCACUUAAGAAAUCUGCAAAAAAAAUUGAGGCAGCACCGUCAAGCUUGCUUGUAGUCUUAAGCUAUCAUUUUAUCUGCUCAGUGUUGAACAUUAUACGUCUACAGUUUGAAAGGGCUCCUGACCAGAGGUGGUAUUCAGCCAGUUCUGGCAGGUUCUGGAGAACCGGUAGUGGAAAUUUUGAGUAGUUUGGAGA